AUGGCCACCUGCAAGGCUCUAUUGGAAAAAAGAGCAGCCAGUAGUCAUACCACAAGGCAAUCAUUGGUCCCCUCAACUCCUCAAAGAAUAGAGACACCACCACAACAACUUCCAGGGCCUUCAUCUUUAAUCAGAGAGAGAUCCUUAUCUAUCUCAAGGCAGAGAGAUCCCUUUGUUUCCGGGCAUCAUCCAGCCGUUGUCCAAUAUCAUUCCAGAUCUUCCUCAGCUGAAAUGGAGUCACCUGGUAUUCCAGGCCCCUCAACUAUGAACAGAGAAAGAUCUUUAUCUAUUCCAAGGCAGGGAGAUACUUUGGGUUCUGUGGAUUCUCCAGCUGGUCUUCAAUAUCAUUCAAGAUCUACCUUGGUGGAAAUGGAAUCACCUGGGAAGUUAUCCAUUACAAGGCAGAGAGCUUCCUCAGGUUCUGGAAAUUCUUCAGCCUCAGGUCAACAUCAUUCCAGAUCUUCAUCUGUCAAAAUGCAAUCACCUGGGCCCUCAUUUAUUUCAAGGAAAAGAUCAACAUCAAUUUCCCCCAGGUCACUCUACAGUAUGAGUCAUAUUGACAUUGCUCAUUUAGAUAAGUCCAGGCCUUCUUCAGUUGGAACGCAAUCACCACCCUCAUUUAUUCCACGUCAAAGGUCCACCUUAAAUUCACCCACAUCACUCUACAACAUGCCAAGGCAAAGCUCUACACGUAUUUCACCUGUCUCACCCUACAAUACAACGCCAGCAGGAAUGGACAAUUCAAAUAUAUCACUGGAAAAUAGUCUCAAUCAGACUGGUUCAUCAGUGUCUGAUGGACCCUCAUCAGAAGCUGAAAACUUUGAAAAUAUGAUGGAGCAAGUCAUUAAUGAUGAACUUGGAGAUGAUGAAGAGAACUGGGAGGAUGUGGUGUAUUACGGACCAAGUACCAAAUACACCUCAUCUUUUAAACAAGGCACCAGCAAAAAAGGGUUUCAAAUAAAUGAUGAUUUGUACCCAUUUGAAACAUUGGAGAACAUCAUUUCUGUGAUGUGUUAUGGUAAAGCACACAACUUGCUUUCUCAAACACAACAUGAGACAGUACGCAGCGCAGUACAUUUAAAAUUGAUUAGUGGUCAGUCCCGAGAUUGGAGUGAAACAAAAAGGGUGUCCGAGCAGGUCUGGAAUGACUCACUGAAACCAAAUAUGAUUUCCAAAGUGGAUGCUUUGCAAAAGUCUUAUGGUUUAAAAGACACAAUGUUACAGCCGUUCAUUGAUAAAUACAGAAAACUUUAUCGUGAGGAAGGUCCAGCUAAGGCAAAAACUUUUGCUAUGCAGUGUCAGAGUAGGCUUGGUGACAGGAUGUGGAAUCCAUAUUUCAAACUGGAUGUCUCACGGCAUGAUUUUGGUGGAGGCCUGGUUUGGAAUGAAACCCAUGGAAAGUGGACCAAAGGCGGAUCCAAAUUGGAGGCUCUCCAGCAGGAUGGAAAGGUGAUUGAUAAUACAUUUGGGUUCAAGCUUUGCCAGUGGGAAGAAAUUAUGAAUUCAAACUUGACAUACUAUGAGCCAGGGUUUAAAACACACCAGAAAUUUACAACCGCUCAGAAUUUCCUUUCUUUGCAUGGGGAUAUUUUGGAGGUUGUCCCCUCUACUCUUCUAAAAAAAGGACAACAAGUGGAAAAUGGGGACUUUGUGAGCCUAAUGACUCCAUACAUGAACCCUCCAAAAUGGACUGGGCAGAUACGCACAAUAUGGUCACCAAAGUAUUCCACAGAGGAUCACACUUCUCCAAUCAUUUCACUUGAAUGGGGUUCAAUGUCAAAUGGCUACCAUUCUUUCUAUGGCAUGCAAUCGCUCAAGAUUGAUCCCAAUUAUGUGGUCUCUCUAUACCUUGAUGAAGUGAGGUGUUCAAUCAAUGUUCAGCAUAAUUGUUAUGACUCCCAGUGUCAGACAGGAAGAGCACAGGACAUCACAGAACAUCAAAUCUGUGAACCAGCAGCACCUUUGCAAACACUUGUUCACAAGAACUCAUAUCUUUUUAUUGUAAACAGUGGCACCCUGUACAACAGUCAGGCACACUAUGAAUGGGCUCAUAUUGAACCAGAACAAGUCACUCCGGAAGCUUGGUCUCAAGCAAUACAUUGUGGGAUAAGACGUUGGAAAGAAGAAGGGAAAAAAAGCUAG
Melampsora larici-populina 98AG31 is the source of this 2142-nucleotide messenger RNA. RefSeq lists its product as uncharacterized. NCBI's taxonomy places the organism in Eukaryota, Fungi, Basidiomycota, Pucciniomycetes, Pucciniales, Melampsoraceae. Bases 1 to 2142 code for a protein of 713 amino acids. The record is from RefSeq and is a predicted model, not a curated record. The transcript has 7 exons.